This is a messenger RNA of Oldenlandia corymbosa var. corymbosa, 936 nucleotides long. The record is from the annotation of a GenBank genome assembly. NCBI's taxonomy places the organism in Eukaryota, Viridiplantae, Streptophyta, Magnoliopsida, Gentianales, Rubiaceae.
AUGGCAUUCAAUGGUCCUUUUAUAUUGAAUAUAUUCUGGAACAGUUAUUUUUCAGUAGAAAAUGGGAUUGUGAACACUAGCGGAAACAUAGCAGACUCUAUAGUUUUCUUUGAGCGUAUGAUAUCAUUUUCAGAAUUGGUUGAUCGGAUAUGUUCAUCUGCUAAUUUGAAUAGAGACACUGUACAGUUAACUCUUUCAUUAUUGUAUAUAGAUGGUAGUGGUACAAAACGGGUUGCCCCAAUCCGAGAGGACAAUUCUCUACUGCUCAUUUACCACCUAUCAAUGUCAUGGCUAGAGAUAUAUGUUCGUGUACAAAUCAUUCCGGAUACCUAUCGUGCUAGUACAUCUCAACAGCAAAUAGGAGCAAGGACAAGUGGUUGUGGUAAUAAUGAGGAAGAUAUUGAAGAUAAUGAGGAAGAAAUAGAAGACGAUGCAGAAUAUCAUGGUGAUCCUAAAGAGUAUGAGCCUCCAAGUUCACAGUCGGAUGACAGUGAUGAUGAGGUAAGUGGAAAUUGGGGUCAACAUAUUUAUAACUAUAUUGGUGCGUUUGACCCAAAUCAUAUUGAUUCGGAUGAGGAUAAUCCUGUUUUUUGGAAUGGAGAUUUGGAAAAUAUAACUAUCGGAACACGUUUCCGAAGUAGGGAAGAUGUGAUAUAUGCCAUUUCUCGUUGGUCUAUACAUGCUGGCAUGGAAUUCAAAGUGAAAGAGUCUAAGGUUAGAGAGUUGAACAAUGUUUAUCCAGGUGUCCUACGACACAGUUAUUCUAUGAGACAUGUCCAGAGCAAUUUACUAUCGCAUUAUCGUGGCAAGGGAUUGAGUGUACUAUGUACGGAGAUUGCCACUGAACUAGAAGUGAAGAAAUAUGAAAGUGCUAGGGAAAGGCUUACCCGCCAAGCAGCAAAGUCAACAGAGACUAGAAUCUUCUACAGCUCCUGA